AUGUUUAGUUGGGUGGUGAAAGUUGUUCCUCAACCCCCAGAGAAGCCUGCAAAGCUAGACGAGGAAUGCAAAGGCAAAGUCAGUCCUGCGAAGCCAAAAGAGGGUGAAGUCUCGGCUGAAAACAGUACUCAGAGUGGUGUAUUGACCUGGAUCUCUCAUGGUUUGAGUACUGCCCUCCCCCACCCUGUAGCAACACCUAAAACAGACAGAGCAGAGAGUGAUACCAAGGUCUGCAACACAUUCCAGAAAAAGACAGGCAUGAUAAACUGGAUUGUGCAGGAGUUAGGCAAAGUGGUUCCACAACUUGAUGACAAGCACAAACAACAGACAGGCUCCCAGGAGGUUACUGAGGUUCCACAAGUGGUGCCAGAGGUAAAGGUGGAGCACACUGAGAUUAAAGAGGUUAAAGAAGUUAAAGAAGUUAAAGAGGACGCUGAGCCUCCACCUCAAGUCCCUGCAGUGGAGGUGGUUGCUAGUGCAGAACCUGAAGGAGACAAGUCCUUAACUCCAAGUGUGAUGGAGUGGAUAAAACAAGGAUUUGAGAAGGUGGUUCCACAGCCAGGACACUCUCCAUCUGUUACAGACACUUCUGAUAAAAAGGAACCUGCUACAGAUCCUGCACCUCAGCCUCCAAAGGCACCUGAACUCCCAGCAGCUGAGGACACAACAGAGAGUGCAAACGUGGUUGGCUGGAUUGUGCAGGGACUCGGUCGCAUUAUGCCACAGCCUGUUCUGAAGCCAAAAGAGGACACUUCAGAUACAGUUCAGAGCAUCUGCAUCCUGCAGGAGAACCUAGUGCUGGAGGAGAACCUGGUGCUGGAGAGGGACAUGGUGCUGGAGGAGGUGGACUCAGACUUGGAGCAGCAGCAGGUGGACCAGGGCUGUUUGCUUGAUGCCGAGCUGGUGAACCAGGCUGAAGCUCAGGUGGAGGAUCAGAUUUGCCCCCUGCUGGAUGUCCUGCACAAUACCACACCUAAUAUCUCAGUGACACAGCAGGAGGAUGCUGAGACACAAACAGAGUGCUGGACUCCUCUAAUAGAGAACAUUAGACGUGAGGCUGAAGAAGCUGCCCUGGUCUCUAUACAAGAGAGGCUGGAGCGUGAGCGUCUGGAAACAGCAAGGAUAGCGGAGGAGUUGGCACGCCAGGCUGCUGAACUGGCAGUGAGACAACUGGAGGAGGAACACACUGUAGUCAGAGUCACAGAGCCAGAACAUCUAUCUGAACCAGACAAUGGAGAGCAACUCUCCAACAUCCAGGAGGAAGAGAACGAAGAUGACCCGGAGUUACAGCUGCUGCGUGAGGAGAAUGAGGAAGACGGCAGGGAGAGUAAUAAUGCUGAAGCAGACAUUAAGAGGUGUCUGGUGGAUGUGUGCCCUGUUGAGGAGCUUGAAACACACAAAACUGAGAUUACAGAGAAGAUCCCGCAAAAGGAGGACUCACCAGAGCCGCUUCCUCCAAAGAAAUCCACUCCUGCAAGUCAACCUGAGUUAGGAUACACCCCAUCACUAGAGUCAGCUGUCCAACCAGAACCCAAUGGAGAAGAUCAUGCAAGAGCAAAGAGCCCUUCACCCAUCGUGUCUCCAGGUGCAACUAUUCGUCCUGAAAUAGCUGCUUCAAGUUCCUCUCCUCCAGCUAUUAUACAGGAAGAUGGGGCCCUUAAAGAGGAAUGUGGAGAGGAAGUCCAUGAUGGAUCCAUUCCUACUGUACCUCAAAUUCUUGAACCCCAGGAGUCGAAUGGUGUCACCCUCACAGUUCCUGUUCCUGCAAUGGCCAGCCAGAGCAAAGCAGUGCACACUGAGAAGGUUCCCAAACCAGACAAACAAGUUGAAGAGGGUGAAAUGGAGAAAGCGGGAGAUCUGACCCCCCAGCAAGGCCUCCUCACUGUGGAGGAAGACAAUUCUGAGCGUCCUCUCUCUUCGGCCAGUCAGACAAGCAUUGUGGUUAAUGAACGUCUGCAGGAGCUGAUCAAGCUGUUUAAAGAACGAACAGAGCGAACUAAAGAGAGGCUGAUUGACCCAGAUGAGUCUGAAGAAGAGAGUCCCUCAGCAACACCUACCAAAAAGGCUGCUGCUCCUCCGCCUCCUCCGCCUCCUCCCCCUGAGGAGCAGAAAGAUGUUCCUGCUGGUGAGGACAGUGAAGAGGAGCAGUUCUUGGAGUUCAUGGGCUACCAAGUCAAAGUGCCCAAGAUGCCCCCCAUGCCUGACUGGCUGAGAGCCAUCAUGGAGUAUCGUUUCCCUUCCAGUUUCGAUCCGUACACUGAUAUGACCUAUGUGGUGUGGUUGUUUUUCGUGAUGUGUGCAUGGAACUAUAACGUUUGGCUGAUCCCGGUGCGCUGGGCAUUCCCAUACCAAACUCCAGAGAACAUCCACCUGUGGCUGCUAGCUGACUACUUAUGUGACACUGUCUACAUCCUGGACAUUGUGGUCUUCCAGCCCAGGCUACAGUUUGUCCGUGGGGGAGAUAUAGUGUGUGAUAAAAAGGAUAUGAGAGAACAGUACAUGAAAACAGAACGAUUUAAGAUGGACAUAAUCAGUCUGUUUCCCCUGGACAUUCUGUACUAUUUCACAGGAGUUAAAUCCAUUCUGCGUUUCCCACGUAUUUUAAAGUAUAUGGCAUUCUUUGAAUUUAACGACCGAAUGGAGUCAGUGAUGAAAAAAGCUUACAUUUACAGAGUGAUCCGGACCAGCCUGUACUUGCUCUACUCGCUGCACUGCAAUGCCUGUCUGUUCUACUGGGGCUCUGAUUAUGAAGGCCUUGGCUCCACUAAAUGGGUCUAUGAUGGCAGAGGCAACAGUUAUAUCCGCUGCUACUACUUUGCUGUAAAAACUCUGAUCACUAUCGGAGGUCUCCCAGAUCCCACGACGGUCUUUGAAAUCGUCUUUCAGCUGGUCAAUUACUUUGUGGGUGUGUUCGCAUUUUCGAUUAUGAUUGGUCAGAUGAGAGAUGUUGUAGGAGCAGCUACUGCAGGUCAGGCAUACUACAGGUCAUGUGUGGACAGCACAGUAAAGUACAUGACUGCCUAUCGCAUCCCACGUGAGGUUCAGAACAGAGUCAAGACCUGGUAUGACUAUACCUGGCAAUCACAAGGCAUGCUGGAUGAACAGGAGUUGCUCAUACAGCUGCCUGAUAAGAUGCGUCUGGACAUCGCCGUGGACGUGAACUACUCCAUUGUCAGCAAAGUGGCUCUCUUCCAAGGUUGUGACAGACAGAUGAUAUUUGACAUGUUGAAGAGAUUGAAGUCUGUAGUCUACCUCCCAGGAGACUAUGUGUGUAAGAAGGGUGAAAUCGGCAGGGAGAUGUACAUCAUCAAAGCUGGAGAAGUGCAGGUGGUUGGAGGUCCUGAUGGUAAAACUGUGUUUGUGACUUUGAGGGCUGGAUCUGUGUUUGGGGAGAUCAGCUUGCUGGCUGUGGGUGGAGGGAACAGACGCACAGCUAAUGUGGUGGCACACGGCUUCGCUAACCUCUUCAUCCUGGAUAAGAAGGACCUCUCUGAGAUCAUGGUGCACUACCCUGAGUCCCAAAAAAUACUACGCAAAAAGGCCAAGAAGAUGCUAACGAAGGACAAGAAGCCUCCGGAGGAGAAAAGUUUAGGAAAGGAACCUGGUCAGGUGAUCCCAGUGCGUCCAGAGACUCCCAAACUGUUUAAGGCUGCCCUGGUGGUGGGCAAAGGAGAAACAUUUGUCAAACUGAAGGAGACCUAUAAAGACACUGGAGCCAUACCAAAGGUGCUUAUCACAGCAGCGUCCACCAUAGCACCGUCUGUACCCCCUCCCUCUCCCAUUCACCGUCGCUCACCCAUCCAGCGCACAGUCACUCAGGAUGACGAUGACCUGGUGGCACAGACCACAGACAGCACAGUGAUCAUCCGCGUAACCCCACACCAACAUGGAGAGGAGAUCCUCAGUGUUGAAAUGGCAGAGGAAGAAGAUGGUAAAGCUGAGAUGACUGAGCAGGAGGAGAAGAAAGAAGAAUAGAAGUUGGAAGAAAUGAUAUGAAGUUAGGACAUGAGGCUGGGAAAUAACCUUUUAUUAUAAUGCUUUUACUAUUAUGGGGAACUAUUCUCCUGAAUCCAAACCAAAUGGGUGUUUGCUAUUUAAUUACAAUUUGUGAUGCUUUUCUGUUUUAAAAUCAUCGCUGACUUUAAAUCACAUGAGUUUCAAAAGAAGGAGGUGUGAGUGCGUGUGAGAGAAUGUGUUAUGGAAUCUGAUUUCUUUUUCCUACAAAACAUACUGCUCUGAUUUCAGGAAUGCUGCUUUGCCUUCUUUUAAACUGCUACUCUAUCUGCCAUUAUAGCACUAGCUGUAAGCAAAUACAGUACACUGACAUACACACACACACACACACAUGAA
This is a messenger RNA of Neoarius graeffei (lesser salmon catfish), 4350 nucleotides long. RefSeq names its product cyclic nucleotide gated channel subunit beta 1a (gene cngb1a). Lineage: Eukaryota; Metazoa; Chordata; Actinopteri; Siluriformes; Ariidae. Gene Ontology annotation, cellular component: plasma membrane; intracellular cyclic nucleotide activated cation channel complex; photoreceptor outer segment. The transcript has 37 exons. Gene Ontology annotation, molecular function: intracellularly cGMP-activated cation channel activity; intracellularly cAMP-activated cation channel activity; cGMP binding. The coding region runs from base 1 to 3975 and encodes 1324 amino acids. The record is from RefSeq and is a predicted model, not a curated record. Gene Ontology annotation, biological process: retina homeostasis; monoatomic cation transmembrane transport.